CUACCCUGAUGUCCUUUUUGGUUGCUAAGAAACGGUCGGGCUUGUUUUCGUCGUAUGCCUCAAUAAAUGACAGACGUUUAACUAUAGACAGAGAUACGUCUGAGUAAAUUAAUUACAAAAAAGGAAAACAAAAAACGAAGAGAAUGGGGACGUUUGAGAGAAGAAAUCAAAGUUUAAAUUUAGAGGACAAAGCAAAGUGGAACGAAGAUCCUGAACUGAUUGUCGUACUUUUAAAUAUAAAGAGAGUCAGGGAGGAAUCCUGUGAAGACGAGUUCAGCGGACAGCGUGAAGUUUAUUUUGAAGGAGGUCACGUGCACAAAGGAAUGUUUUCCAAAGGACUCAUGGAUGGAUGGGGAAUCUUCACUCAUCUAAAUGGACUGACCUAUGAGGGUGAAUUUGUGAGGAAUAUCCCAACAGGCCGGGGUAAAUUCACCUGGCCAGAUGGCAGCACCUAUUCAGGAGGCGUCGUCGAUGGGGUCCGACAUGGAUUUGGAACCCAUAUAUGUGCCAAAACUGGGGUGUCUUACACUGGGGAGUGGAGUCGGGGCAAGAGGCAUGGGGAGGGGACGGUGUAUUAUAAUGAAAGCAAGACCUCUUGGUACAAGGGAGACUGGGUGAUGAACAACCGAGAGGGAAGAGGAGAGAGAUGCUAUGUAUCCGGGAACACGUACUCCGGUGAGUGGAAAUGCAACGUCAGACACGGUGAGGGGACCAUGAAGUGGCUCAAACUGGGACAGCAGUAUGUUGGGAGAUGGUGUGAAGGACUUCAGCAUGGUAAAGGUACACAUGUGUGGAUCCAGAAACGAGAAGGUGGGCUCCAGUAUUUCCAGAACAACCAGUACCAUGGGGAUUUCCUUCACGGACAGAGACACGGACAUGGAGUCUUCUAUUAUGCUGGGGGUGCAAUCUACGAAGGAGAGUGGAAAAACAAUAAAAAGCAUGGGCAGGGCAAAUUAACCUCCAAGAAUGGACACAUCUUCAAAGGGGAGUUCAAGGAUGACAAGAUGAUGACACCUGACUUGAGUGGAAUCCGAUCUCCUUCUCUUUCUGGUCCUGACCGCAUUCUGAACAUUGAAUGUCUUCUGAGGAAAAUUCCACAGAGAAAGCAGGACACCGAGUGCAAACAGGUGGAGUUUGUGGUGCUGCAGAGGGACUCUCAGCUCAGGUCCAUCUAUAGUUUCUACAGCAGACUCGGCCAUUCCGACUGCCCCCACAACACCUUCCUGCUCUCCCGCCUGCAGUUCUGGUGCCUCUUAAAAGACUGCAGCAUCCAUCACCGGGGCAUCACUUUGACCCAGAUUAACCGGUUAAUUCCAGGGAACACCGGUCCAGAGAUUCAUUCUCCGUUCACAUCUAUGCUCUUUCACGAGCUCCUCAGCUCCCUGAUAAUCAUCGCCUUCCACAUCCACAGUAAAGACAUGAAGUCACAAAGGAACCUGUUGGCUUCCUGCUUUUCCAAACUGGUGACUGAUGACAUCCUUCCAAAUGCCACCAAAGUAAAAGGUUUCCUGUUCAGAGAGCCGGACUUCGCAGCAGCAGCUGUGACGUAUGUGAAGGAAUGCUGGGAGGUCUUCCAAGUCUUCUGCAGGGUGAACACAGCCCACGGAGAAGACAAGACCAUGACCUGCCGACAGCUGCUGUGGAUGUUCAAGGAUCUUAAUUUUUUGGACCAUCAUCUGACCACAGGGAAAUUGUGGGAAAUGAUCACUGCCGGUUACCAAGGAGACCCGGAAAACCUGACGUCCUGUGUGGAUCUGGAGGUCACAUUCCUGGAGUUUUUUGAGGUUCUGUUGGGCUGUGCUCAAGUCAAAUGCCCAGUUUCGGAUAUGCUGGAGGAGAGCCGGGGGCGUUUCUCGUCUGAGAGACGGGCCAGGAGCGAACAGUCGGAGUCAGACGCCCUCCAGACAGACGCGCAGACUGACAGCAAGCAUUCCCAAACGAUGGAAGAUUCCACUCAGUUUGUGAGGAGUCAGCUGAUUAACUCAGAAGAUGAGACGCUCCAGCAAACAGAAGCCACAGAAGAGGACGGGCUCAUCCUGCAGACCAGUCAACACAAAUUUGAGACGCUUCAUCGCUUUUUUAACCACUUUUUCUUUCCGGCGUUUAACCAUUACCUGUCAGUUACCAGUAAAACCAAAAAUAAGCUCGCCAACGAGAAAAAGAAGACUGAGAGACACGAGGAGUAACAACAGGACUCCAACAGGCCUGAUGAAAAAUAAAAACAAUUCUUAAAAUGUA
Messenger RNA from Oryzias latipes (Japanese medaka), 2238 nucleotides. It is a transcript of the gene rsph10b, whose product is annotated as radial spoke head 10 homolog B. The record is from RefSeq and is a predicted model, not a curated record. NCBI's taxonomy places the organism in Eukaryota, Metazoa, Chordata, Actinopteri, Beloniformes, Adrianichthyidae.